AUGUCUGAAGGGGAUGAAAAGAGUCUUCCCAAAGAAUGCAAGCUUUUAUCUAGUAUCCUCUAUACGUCAUGUAGCUUCUUCCUGGCCGAUUUGCACUACGACCGCCUCGUUGCGUCCAGCAAAAGCUUUGCUUGGCCUACGCCACAACGACAAGACUUUGAUCGAGCUCUCUACCAAGCAAUCAGUACGCGUGCUCAUCUGACGCUACGUAUACGUCUUCUGUGUGGCUCUGAUGGUCUCUUUUCAGCAGAAGCCUUCUCUUGGGAAACUGUCACUACAGACAGCUCUUGGACCGUUCUACUAGAUGUCCGUCCGGUUGACGCAGAUUUGCGACUUGUGCAGCACAAAACAACACUUCGCGAGCAUUACGAGGAGCCUGUCAAGCGGCUCGGCACUUCUUACACCGCUCAUCAGGAGGUGCUGCUCUACAACAAGCAAGGCUUGAUUACAGAGGGUACCAUCUCAAGUAUAGCUGUUCGGAGGCAAGGGAAGUGGAUCACGCCGCGGGUUGAGAGCGGUUGCCUGGCAGGCGUCAUGCGCCGGUGUUUACUCAACCAGGAUAUGAUCACUGAAGGCGAUAUUCACAAAGACGAGUUGCAGAACGGUGAGUCAGUCAUCAUCUUCAAUGCGCUACGCGGUGUGCUAGACGCCACCUUAGAUCAGGGUACCCAGAAGAAGAGCGUUUCAAAAAGUUAG
This is a messenger RNA of Protomyces lactucae-debilis, 696 nucleotides long. Its product is annotated as aminotransferase. Gene Ontology annotation, biological process: carboxylic acid metabolic process. The record is from RefSeq and is a predicted model, not a curated record. NCBI's taxonomy places the organism in Eukaryota, Fungi, Ascomycota, Taphrinomycetes, Taphrinales, Protomycetaceae. The transcript has 2 exons. Gene Ontology annotation, molecular function: catalytic activity. The coding region runs from base 1 to 696 and encodes 231 amino acids.